Messenger RNA from Hemicordylus capensis (graceful crag lizard), 972 nucleotides. RefSeq names its product olfactory receptor 6J1-like. Gene Ontology annotation, molecular function: G protein-coupled receptor activity; olfactory receptor activity. Gene Ontology annotation, biological process: G protein-coupled receptor signaling pathway. The transcript has a single exon. The coding region runs from base 1 to 972 and encodes 323 amino acids. The record is from RefSeq and is a predicted model, not a curated record. Gene Ontology annotation, cellular component: membrane. NCBI's taxonomy places the organism in Eukaryota, Metazoa, Chordata, Lepidosauria, Squamata, Cordylidae.
AUGGAGAAUCGGAGUGUGUCUGAAUUCAUCUUGGUGGGCUUUUCCAUUAGUCGUCAAACCGAGAUUGUUCUUGCUGUUGUCUUUCUGGCUAUGUACAUGACAUCAGUUCUGGGUAACGUGGUCAUUCUCUUUCUUGUGGUGGGCGACAGCCGGCUCCACACACCCAUGUACUUCUUUCUCGGAAACUUCUCUGUGCUAGACAUCCUCUUCACCUCAGCCAUCAGCCCGCAGCUGCUAUGGAACCUCUUUUCUAAUGACAAGUCCAUCUCUUUUGCUGGAUGCAUGACCCAGUCCUAUUUUUACUUUUUCCUGGGCACGGUGGAAUUACUUUUAAUGACGUCUAUGUCCUACGACCGCUAUGCUGCCAUAUGCAAACCUCUGCAGUAUCAUGCCAUUAUGAAUGGACAGGUGUGUGCCCAGAUGGUGUUGGGGAGCUGGCUGGCUGGGUUCCUCUCAGUCCUCUUUCCCACCAUCAUGAUUACCAAGUUGUCCUUCUGCAAGUCCAAUGUCAUCGACCACUUCUUUUGUGACAGUGGUCCCCUGUUGAGUCUGUCCUGCACUGAUAUCCGAUUCAUAGAGCUGAUGGACUUUCUGUUGUCAUCUCUCAUCAUUGUCUUCUCAUUGAUCUUGACGCUGGUUUCCUAUAUUUACAUCAUCUCAGCAAUCACGCGCAUCGCCACCACCACAGGUCGGGCAAAGGCCUUCAAUAUGUGUGCCACACAUUUGACCAUCGUCACUAUUUCCUGCAGCAUCAGCAUCUUCCUCUAUGUCACACCCUCCCAAAAAGAGACCUUAGAAGUCCACAAAGUGCCUGCUGUUCUCACCACAAUAGUCUGUCCACUUCUGAACCCUUUCAUCUUCACACUGAAAAAUGACACCGUGAAGCAAGCCAUGAAGGAUGCAGUGAGACACAGCAGGGAGUUGAUUGUCCACAAAGCUUUCAGUUUCUGGAGAAAGAAGAGCUCUUUUUAG